This is a messenger RNA of Portunus trituberculatus (swimming crab), 1859 nucleotides long. RefSeq lists its product as uncharacterized. The transcript has 3 exons. The record is from RefSeq and is a predicted model, not a curated record. Lineage: Eukaryota; Metazoa; Arthropoda; Malacostraca; Decapoda; Portunidae. The coding region runs from base 808 to 1695 and encodes 295 amino acids.
UUCGCUCCUCCUCCACCAGUAUGUAGAGUAGUGGUGUGGUGGGAGGUUGCCAGCCCCUGCCUCCCUGCAAUGCCCUGAUCCAGAGUCUGUUUAGUCCGCCAGCUUCGUCACCGCUCUCCGGCAUCUACCUAUACUCCCUCACACGCCAGACACACCAAGGGCUGCUUCCUCCCUCAGAUCAGAACUCUGGAGAUCCUCGCCGACACCUGGGAUCGCCGGGUUGUUGAUGUUUUAGAGGCUCUAGGCGGAUCUUAACGAAGGAGGAGGCAAGGCGGCAAGGAGGUGUACUGGCGAGUAAUGGGCCUCAUGCGCUAGUCCCUCCGCCUCCGCCAUCACGUUCAGCAGGCAGACCCUCGCUUGCAUGUUGCAGCAUCAGGAGUAGAAAACGCAGGAGGAGGAGAAGGAGGAAGAGAAGAGGCCGGAACAAAGAAGCAAGAACGCGGCCUACCACAGCUACCACUGCCAUCAAUCUCACUGCUUCAACCUCCACGACCACACGCCACUCAGAUCACCACUACUACUACCACCGUCACCACCACAGCAGCCACAGCCAACGUCUUCGUCAGCGUCAGUCUCAACACAUAUUCAGACGAGGGAGGAGUAGCAUAGCGGGAGGUCCUGUCUCUUUUUGGCGUGUCCUGCUGCAAGAUCACCAAGCGGCUGGACAGACACACGUACAGACACACCCACCUGCUAGUACCUCGGGCCGCCGCCACCACCUCCAUCACCUCCACCCCCUCACACUCACACGCGCCGAGACACCUGCCCAGGUCUCGCCUUCGUCUCUUGGGUGGUGGCUUCCUGUGGAUGGUGAAGAUGCAGGCGGUGCAGUCGGCGCUGGCCAUCAGGAGGCAGCGGUCCAGGCGAGAAGAUGCACGGCGGGCCAAGGAGCGGAGGGCCAGUGGGGCGUCGCUGUCCACGCCGCGGCCCUCCGUGGUCACGUUGGACGGCCGAGUGUACUUCAAUGAGGAGCGGGAGAACAAGCGGCUGCUGGGGCAGGUGACCAUGUUUCACGUGGGCUCCGUGUUCAUCGUGAUUGGCCUCAUGCUCACCAUCACGUCCCUGGUGCCCGGCUACGUCAAAAGCACCACACCGGAGAGACGCAACGACUUGCUGGGCACCGGCUGUUUUUGUGUGUUCCUGGGCGGCGUGCUCACCACCAUCAGCCGCUUCGUCUCCAACAACGAGGAGGAGGAGCUCAAUAAGUACAUCAAGGGCCGCCUCUCCCGCUCCAAGUCUGGCCAUCGGCUGGUGCGGGACGCAGAGAGUGGACUGCCCACACCCACCCGCGAGCGGCGCAAUAAACCUAAUCAAAACGGUGUGGCCGUCCACUCUCCAGCCAAGACCGCUCACAGUGGCCCGAAGACACCCACCAAGAAGAUCGAGACAAGAAACUCAACCUCCUCAAUGAGCAGUGAGCCUGAGGCCACCAGCAGCUCGUCACCACCCGAGGAAGAGUCGGUCAUGAAUCCCUCGGCCUCCAUGGAGCCUGUGCUCUCCCGCAUCCUGGAAGAGGACGAGAACGACGGAGAGGCAACAACUGAGCCCAUCGACUCCACGCCGGAGUCAUCUCUGACGCCCACGUCUCCCUUGGAAACCCAAGGCCUGCUGGAGCGUCACCACUCCGCACCAAGAAAGGGUUCAAAGUCGUCCUCCAAAAGCUCCAGCAAAAGCUCCCGCCAUUCCGGAGUCUAGAAGACGAACGACAAGAACCGUGAAGUCCCCGCCUCGGGUGCCCCGCGUCUGAAUCCUGCGGCCCAGAGGAGUUGUCGGCUUGAGGAGGAAGUCGUCAUCCUUACACAGUGGUGGCUGGGUGGCGCCUCUCAGAACAUGGUCGCCGUCAAUAAAUUUCUACUACG